Thamnophis sirtalis is the source of this 1190-nucleotide messenger RNA. RefSeq names its product non-homologous end joining factor 1 (gene NHEJ1). NCBI's taxonomy places the organism in Eukaryota, Metazoa, Chordata, Lepidosauria, Squamata, Natricidae. Gene Ontology annotation, molecular function: DNA end binding. The record is from RefSeq and is a predicted model, not a curated record. Gene Ontology annotation, cellular component: nucleus; DNA ligase IV complex. Gene Ontology annotation, biological process: double-strand break repair via nonhomologous end joining.
GCGGUCUUUGGAAAGCGCUGUUUAAAAAGAAAAAAACCUUCUCGCGGCUGCAGUUCUGCCUUUGCUGACAAAAUGCUAUGAAAGCAAAGCCAAGGGAAGCUUUGUUGUUGCGACCUGUCUUUGGAUCUUCCUUGCCGGAUGGAGACUUCAGACGAUCCACAGAUUAAAGUCCUUCUGCAGCCUUGGGCUUCAGUUUGUUUUUCUGAGUCUACCAGAUUGAUGGCUAAGGCUUGGUUUUGUGAUUCUAGCUAUAUCUUGCUCCUCUCUGACCUCAAUAAUAUGUGGUAUGAAAGUGCAAAUACUGAAGUAAUACAACAGAGAUCAAAGGAGUUGAAUAAACGGCUAACUGCUCCUGCAGCCUCCAUUCUGAACUGCCUGCACAACCUGUUAUCUCCUCUCUUGGAAGGGAAAGAGAACAGCUCUGUCUCCUUCUCCUGUCAGCUUAGCUCCAGCACACUGAUACUCCAUGUGAAGAGUGAACUUCUAGGAUUGCCCUUCUACUGGGAUUUUCACUGUGGGGCAGCACCUCAGGAGAUGAUAUCCCGCCACCUUCUGAGGCCUCUCAUGACAAUGAGUGUGGCCUUGCACGGUCAGGUACAGGAGUUGGCAUCUUUGCUGCUCCAGAAGGAUGCAGAGAUUGAAGACUAUCGGGAGAGUGGAGCUACUCUCAGUCUAGAACGUCUAAAAACAGAACCCUUUAAAGAAGAAUCCUUCCUGCGCACAUUUGAGACUGAGACUUUGCCCCAAGCCUGCUGCCUGGGAGAUGGACGCAUGUUCACUUCUAACCUAAAAUCGCUCUAUUUGGCAGUGACCCAGCAACAAGCCAGAGCUGCUUGCAAACGGCACCGGGCAGAAUCAGAAGACUCUGGAUCCCUUAACCAUGCUGCUUCUCAGGACCCUACAGAAGAGCCGGUAGAUUUGCCAGAGGCAGAAGAACAGAUAGAGACCCAGUUGUCAUCUGCACAGCAUGUGGAAGAAGCAGUGGUCCAGAAAGCACAAGUGCCUGUUGUCAAGACUAAAAAGAAGAAGGUGAAAGGGCUCUUUGUCUGAGACAACUGAUCACGGGUGCUGAUGCAGUUUUGAACUCCCCUUUGUCUUCUUGGAAAAUCUAGGGGAAAAAACCUGGACUCCAUAUUGAAGCCAGGGGUGGGCUGCUCCCGGCAUUACUGCCGGUUCGGUGCGGGCAAAAA